Messenger RNA from Malaclemys terrapin pileata, 17466 nucleotides. RefSeq names its product mucin-17-like. Bases 1 to 16359 code for a protein of 5452 amino acids. The record is from RefSeq and is a predicted model, not a curated record. Lineage: Eukaryota; Metazoa; Chordata; Testudines; Emydidae. The transcript is spliced from 16 exons. Gene Ontology annotation, molecular function: calcium ion binding; protein binding.
AUGACGUUUGUUGAGUUUACGGAAACAACAACAACAACAACAACAACAAGCACAACAGAUGGCACAGCCACAACACUCAGCCAUUCCUCACUGCAUUCAACUGCAGAGACACCCAGCACAGAUACCGAGAAGUCGGCUCUUCCAGUGAGCACUGUGAUUCUGGAUAGCAGCACAGUGGCACCAAGUGCAACAUCCCAUUUCACCACAAAUAUUCCUCCUCAGACAGAGGUUUCUCAAAUCACUGGCACUAGUCAUACUGUUCCAAACACAGUACCCAUGGGCAGCACAAGUAGCGAUACAACUGAUACAGAAUCCAACACCCCACCUGCCUUCACAGAUAAAGUCUCCUCUACUGCGUCUUUAGCUUAUGAAGUUGGUGAUAAAAGUACAGCUUUUGUAGGAACCAAUCCAAUGAGUCACCCAAGCACUACAGCAGAGACCCUAGCAGAAAUAUCUUCCAACAGUCCAGCCACAACUGGAUUCUCCAAAGAAACAACUCCGCCUUUGUCAACAACAAGCACAAGGGAUGGCACAGCUACUUUAAACCCCUUAGCAACAGAAUCCAGCACCUCUUCUUCCUCCUCACCUGUAUCAGAGAGUGCUUCUCAGGCAAGCGAGCAAACUACUCCUAUCGGUGUCAGUGGGCAUGGCUCUACUGCCCCAAGUAACGCACGCACUGAAGAAACAUCCUCUACUCCUUCUGCGACUGUCACGGAAUCCAGCCUGGGCAUUACAUCCACCAAAGGUGCAUUGUCACCAGUUACUUCUGAACAGAAUACACAGGAGGGAAUAACAUCUUCCUCUAAGCAGACAACUCUGAAUGAUGUAACGGCAACGGACCACAGCCAUUCCUCACUGCAUUCAACUGCAGAGACACCCAGCUCAGAUACCGAGAAGUCGGCUCUUCCAGUGAGCACUGUGAUUCUGGAUAGCAGCACAGUGGCACCAAGUGCAACAUCCCAUUUCACCACAAAUAUUCCUCCUCAGACAGAGGUUUCUCAAAUCACUGGCACUAGUAAUACUGUUCCAAACACAGUACCCAUGGGCAGCACAAGUAGCGAUACAACUGAUACAGAAUCCAACACCCCACCUGCCUUCACAGACAAAGUCUCCUCUACUGCGUCUGUAGCUUCUGAAGUGGGUGAUAAAAGUACAGCUUUUGUAGGAACCAAUCCAAUGAGUCACCUAAGCACUACAGCAGAGACCCUAGCAGAAAUAUCUUCCAACAGUCCAGCCACAACUGGAUUCUCCAAAGAAACAACUCCGCCUUUGUCAACAACAAGCACAAGGGAUGGCACAGCUACUUUAAACCCCUUAGCAACAGAAUCCAGCACCUCUUCUUCCUCCUCACCUGUAUCAGAGAGUGCUUCUCAGGCAAGCGAGCAAACUGCUCCUAUCGGUGUCAGUGGGCAUGGCUCUACUGCCCCAAGUAACGCACGCACUGAAGAAACAUCCUCUACUCCUUCUGCGACUGUCACGGAAUCCAGUUUGGGCAUUACAUCCACGAAAGGUGCAUUGUCACCAAUCACCUCAGAACAGAAUACACAGGAGGGCAUAACAUCUUCCUCUAACCAGACAACUCUGAAUGAUGUAACGGGAACGGACCUCAGCCAUUCCUCACUGCAUUCAACUGCAGAGACACCCAGCACAGAUACCGAGAAGUCAGCUCUUCCAGUGAGCACUGUGAUUCUGGAUAGCAGCACAGUGGCACCAAGUGCAACAUCCCAUUUCACCACAAAUAUUCCUCCUCAGACAGAGGUUUCUCAAAUCACUGGCACUAGUAAUACUGUUCCAAACACAGUACCCAUGGGCAGCACAAGUAGCGAUACCACUGAUACAGAAUCCAACACCCCACCUGCCUUCACAGAUAAAGUCUCCUCUACUGCGUCUAUAGCUUCUGAAGUGGGUGAUAAAAGUACAGCUUUUGUAGGAACCAAUCCAAUGAGUCACCCAAGCACUACAGCAGAGACCCUAGCAGAAAUAUCUUCCAACAGUCCAGCCACAACUGGAUUCUCCAAAGAAACAACUCCGCCUUUGUCAACAACAAGCACAAGGGAUGGCACAGCUACUUUAAACCCCUUAGCAACAGAAUCCAGCACCUCUUCUUCCUCCUCACCUGUAUCAGAGAGUGCUUCUCAGGCAAGCGAGCAAACUACUCCUAUCGGUGUCAGUGGGCAUGGCUCUACUGCCCCAAGUAACGCACGCACUGAAGAAACAUCCUCUACUCCUUCUGCGACUGUCACGGAAUCCAGAAUGGGCAUUACAUCCACCAAAGGUGCAUUGUCACCAGUUACUUCUGAACAGAAUACACAGGAGGGAAUAACAUCUUCCUCUAAGCAGACAACUCUGAAUGAUGUAACGGCAACGGACCACAGCCAUUCCUCACUGCAUUCAACUGCAGAGACACCCAGCACAGAUACCGAGAAGUCAGCUCUUGCAGUGAGCACUGUGAUUCUGGAUAGCAGCACAGUGGCACCAAGUGCAACAUCCCAUUUCACCACAAAUAUUCCUCCUCAGACAGAGGUUUCUCAAAUCACUGGCACUAGUAAUACUGUUCCAAACACAGUACCCAUGGGCAGCACAAGUAGCGAUACAACUGAUACAGAAUCCAACAGCCCACCUGCCUUCACAGACAAAGUCUCCUCUACUGCGUCUGUAGCUUCUGAAGUGGGUGAUAAAAGUACAGCUUUUGUAGGAACCAAUCCAAUGAGUCACCUAAGCACUACAGCAGAGACCCCAGCAGAAAUAUCUUCCAACAGUCCAGCCACAACUGGAUUCUCCAAAGAAACAACUCCGCCUUUGUCAACAACAAGCACAAGGGAUGGCACAGCUACUUUAAACCCCUUAGCAACAGAAUCCAGCACCUCUUCUUCCUCCUCACCUGUAUCAGAGAGUGCUUCUCAGGCAAGCGAGCAAACUGCUCCUAUCGGUGUCAGUGGGCAUGGCUCUACUGCCCCAAGUAACGCACGCACUGAAGAAACAUCCUCUACUCCUUCUGCGACUGUCACGGAAUCCAGUUUGGGCAUUACAUCCACCAAAGGUGCAUUGUCACCAGUCACCUCAGAACAGAAUACACAGGAGGGCAUAACAUCUUCCUCUAACCAGACAACUCUGAAUGAUGUAACGGGAACGGACCUCAGCCAUUCCUCACUGCAUUCAACUGCAGAGACACCCAGCUCAGAUACCGAGAAGUCGGCUCUUCCGGUGAGCACUGUGAUUCUGGAAAGCAGCACAGUGGCACCAAGUGCAACAUCCCAUUUCACCACAAAUAUUCCUCCUCAGACAGAGGUUUCUCAAAUCACUGGCACUAGUAAUACUGUUCCAAACACAGUACCCAUGGGCAGCACAAGUAGCGAUACAACUGAUACAGAAUCCAACAGCCCACCUGCCUUCACAGACAAAGUCUCCUCUACUGCGUCUGUAGCUUCUGAAGUGGGUGAUAAAAGUACAGCUUUUGUAGGAACCAAUCCAAUGAGUCACCUAAGCACUACAGCAGAGACCCCAGCAGAAAUAUCUUCCAACAGUCCAGCCACAACUGGAUUCUCCAAAGAAACAACUCCGCCUUUGUCAACAACAAGCACAAGGGAUGGCACAGCUACUUUAAACCCCUUAGCAACAGAAUCCAGCACCUCUUCUUCCUCCUCACCUGUAUCAGAGAGUGCUUCUCAGGCAAGCGAGCAAACUGCUCCUAUCGGUGUCAGUGGGCAUGGCUCUACUGCCCCAAGUAACGCACGCACUGAAGAAACAUCCUCUACUCCUUCUGCGACUGUCACGGAAUCCAGCCUGGGCAUUACAUCCACCAAAGGUGCAUUGUCACCAGUCACCUCAGAACAGAAUACACAGGAGGGCAUAACAUCUUCCUCUAACCAGACAACUCUGAAUGAUGUAACGGGAACGGACCUCAGCCAUUCCUCACUGCAUUCAACUGCAGAGACACCCAGCUCAGAUACCGAGAAGUCGGCUCUUCCGGUGAGCACUGUGAUUCUGGAUAGCAGCACAGUGGCACCAAGUGCAACAUCCCAUUUCACCACAAAUAUUCCUCCUCAGACAGAGGUUUCUCAAAUCACUGGCACUAGUAAUACUGUUCCAAACACAGUACCCAUGGGCAGCACAAGUAGCGAUACAACUGAUACAGAAUCCAACACCCCACCUGCCUUCACAGACAAAGUCUCCUCUACUGCGUCUGUAGCUUCUGAAGUGGGUGAUAAAAGUACAGCUUUUGUAGGAACCAAUCCAAUGAGUCACCUAAGCACUACAGCAGAGACCCCAGCAGAAAUAUCUUCCAACAGUCCAGCCACAACUGGAUUCUCCAAAGAAACAACUCCGCCUUUGUCAACAACAAGCACAAGGGAUGGCACAGCUACUUUAAACCCCUUAGCAACAGAAUCCAGCACCUCUUCUUCCUCCUCACCUGUAUCAGAGAGUGAUUCUCAGGCAAGCGAGCAAACUACUCCUAUCGGUGUCAGUGGGCAUGGCUCUACUGCCCCAAGUAACGCACGCACUGAAGAAACAUCCUCUACUCCUUCUGCGACUGUCACGGAAUCCAGCCUGGGCAUUACAUCCACCAAAGGUGCAUUGUCACCAGUUACUUCUGAACAGAAUACACAGGAGGGAAUAACAUCUUCCUCUAAGCAGACAACUCUGAAUGAUGUAACGGGAACGGACCACAGCCAUUCCUCACUGCAUUCAACUGCAGAGACACCCAGCACAGAUACCGAGAAGUCAGCUCUUCCAGUGAGCACUGUGAUUCUGGAUAGCAGCACAGUGGCACCAAGUGCAACAUCCCAUUUCACCACAAAUAUUCCUCCUCAGACAGAGGUUUCUCAAAUCACUGGCACUAGUAAUACUGUUCCAAACACAGUACCCAUGGGCAGCACAAGUAGCGAUACAACUGAUACAGAAUCCAACACCCCACCUGCCUUCACAGACAAAGUCUCCUCUACUGCGUCUGUAGCUUCUGAAGUGGGUGAUAAAAGUACAGCUUUUGUAGGAACCAAUCCAAUGAGUCACCUAAGCACUACAGCAGAGACCCCAGCAGAAAUAUCUUCCAACAGUCCAGCCACAACUGGAUUCUCCAAAGAAACAACUCCGCCUUUGUCAACAACAAGCACAAGGGAUGGCACAGCUACUUUAAACCCCUUAGCAACAGAAUCCAGCACCUCUUCUUCCUCCUCACCUGUAUCAGAGAGUGCUUCUCAGGCAAGCGAGCAAACUGCUCCUAUCGGUGUCAGUGGGCAUGGCUCUACUGCCCCAAGUAACGCACGCACUGAAGAAACAUCCUCUACUCCUUCUGCGACUGUCACGGAAUCCAGCCUGGGCAUUACAUCCACCAAAGGUGCAUUGUCACCAGUUACUUCUGAACAGAAUACACAGGAGGGAAUAACAUCUUCCUCUAAGCAGACAACUCUGAAUGAUGUAACAGCAACGGACCACAGCCAUUCCUCACUGCAUUCAACUGCAGAGACACCCAGCACAGAUACCGAGAAGUCGGCUCUUCCAGUGAGCACUGUGAUUUUGGAUAGCAGCACAGUGGCACCAAGUGCAACAUCCCAUUUCCCCACAAAUAUUCCUCCUCAGACAGAGGUUUCUCAAAUCACUGGCACUAGUAAUACUGUUCCAAACACAGUACCCAUGGGCAGCACAAGUAGCGAUACAACUGAUACAGAAUCCAACACCCCACCUGCCUUCACAGACAAAGUCUCCUCUACUGCGUCUGUAGCCUCUGAAGUGGGUGAUAAAAGUACAGCUUUUGUAGGAACCAAUCCAAUGAGUCACCUAAGCACUACAGCAGAGACCCCAGCAGAAAUAUCUUCCAACAGUCCAGCCACAACUGGAUUCUCCAAAGAAACAACUCCGCCUUUGUCAACAACAAGCACAAGGGAUGGCACAGCUACUUUAAACCCCUUAGCAACAGAAUCCAGCACCUCUUCUUCCUCCUCACCUGUAUCAGAGAGUGCUUCUCAGGCAAGCGAGCAAACUGCUCCUAUCGGUGUCAGUGGGCAUGGCUCUACUGCCCCAAGUAACGCACGCACUGAAGAAACAUCCUCUACUCCUUCUGCGACUGUCACGGAAUCCAGUUUGGGCAUUACAUCCACCAAAGGUGCAUUGUCACCAGUCACCUCAGAACAGAAUACACAGGAGGGCAUAACAUCUUCCUCUAACCAGACAACUCUGAAUGAUGUAACGGGAACGGACCUCAGCCAUUCCUCACUGCAUUCAACUGCAGAGACACCCAGCUCAGAUACCGAGAAGUCGGCUCUUCCGGUGAGCACUGUGAUUCUGGAUAGCAGCACAGUGGCACCAAGUGCAACAUCCCAUUUCACCACAAAUAUUCCUCCUCAGACAGAGGUUUCUCAAAUCACUGGCACUAGUAAUACUGUUCCAAACACAGUACCCAUGGGCAGCACAAGUAGCGAUACAACUGAUACAGAAUCCAACACCCCACCUGCCUUCACAGACAAAGUCUCCUCUACUGCGUCUGUAGCUUCUGAAGUGGGUGAUAAAAGUACAGCUUUUGUAGGAACCAAUCCAAUGAGUCACCUAAGCACUACAGCAGAGACCCCAGCAGAAAUAUCUUCCAACAGUCCAGCCACAACUGGAUUCUCCAAAGAAACAACUCCGCCUUUGUCAACAACAAGCACAAGGGAUGGCACAGCUACUUUAAACCCCUUAGCAACAGAAUCCAGCACCUCUUCUUCCUCCUCACCUGUAUCAGAGAGUGCUUCUCAAGCAAGCGAGCAAACUACUCCUAUCGGUGUCAGUGGGCAUGGCUCUACUGCCCCAAGUAACGCACGCACUGAAGAAACAUCCUCUACUCCUUCUGCGACUGUCACGGAAUCCAGCCUGGGCAUUACAUCCACCAAAGGUGCAUUGUCACCAGUUACUUCUGAACAGAAUACACAGGAGGGAAUAACAUCUUCCUCUAAGCAGACAACUCUGAAUGAUGUAACGGGAACGGACCACAGCCAUUCCUCACUGCAUUCAACUGCAGAGACACCCAGCACAGAUACCGAGAAGUCGGCUCUUCCAGUGAGCACUGUGAUUCUGGAUAGCAGCACAGUGGCACCAAGUGCAACAUCCCAUUUCACCACAAAUAUUCCUCCUCAGACAGAGGUUUCUCAAAUCACUGGCACUAGUAAUACUGUUCCAAACACAGUACCCAUGGGCAGCACAAGUAGCGAUACAACUGAUACAGAAUCCAACACCCCACCUGCCUUCACAGACAAAGUCUCCUCUACUGCGUCUGUAGCUUCUGAAGUGGGUGAUAAAAGUACAGCUUUUGUAGGAACCAAUCCAAUGAGUCACCUAAGCACUACAGCAGAGACCCCAGCAGAAAUAUCUUCCAACAGUCCAGCCACAACUGGAUUCUCCAAAGAAACAACUCCGCCUUUGUCAACAACAAGCACAAGGGAUGGCACAGCUACUUUAAACCCCUUAGCAACAGAAUCCAGCACCUCUUCUUCCUCCUCACCUGUAUCAGAGAGUGCUUCUCAGGCAAGCGAGCAAACUGCUCCUAUCGGUGUCAGUGGGCAUGGCUCUACUGCCCCAAGUAACGCACGCACUGAAGAAACAUCCUCUACUCCUUCUGCGACUGUCACGGAAUCCAGUUUGGGCAUUACAUCCACCAAAGGUGCAUUGUCACCAGUCACCUCAGAAAAGAAUACACAGGAGGGCAUAACAUCUUCCUCUAACCAGACAACUCUGAAUGAUGUAACGGGAACGGACCUCAGCCAUUCCUCACUGCAUUCAACUGCAGAGACACCCAGCUCAGAUACCGAGAAGUCGGCUCUUCCGGUGAGCACUGUGAUUCUGGAUAGCAGCACAGUGGCACCAAGUGCAACAUCCCAUUUCACCACAAAUAUUCCUCCUCAGACAGAGGUUUCUCAAAUCACUGGCACUAGUAAUACUGUUCCAAACACAGUACCCAAGGGCAGCACAAGUAGCGAUACAACUGAUACAGAAUCCAACACCCCACCUGCCUUCACAGACAAAGUCUCCUCUACUGCGUCUGUAGCCUCUGAAGUGGGUGAUAAAAGUACAGCUUUUGUAGGAACCAAUCCAAUGAGUCACCUAAGCACUACAGCAGAGACCCCAGCAGAAAUAUCUUCCAACAGUCCAGCCUCAACUGGAUUCUCCAAAGAAACAACUCCGCCUUUGUCAACAACAAGCACAAGGGAUGGCACAGCUACUUUAAACCCCUUAGCAACAGAAUCCAGCACCUCUUCUUCCUCCUCACCUGUAUCAGAGAGUGCUUCUCAGGCAAGCGAGCAAACUACUCCUAUCGGUGUCAGUGGGCAUGGCUCUACUGCCCCAAGUAACGCACGCACUGAAGAAACAUCCUCUACUCCUUCUGCGACUGUCACGGAAUCCAGCCUGGGCAUUACAUCCACCAAAGGUGCAUUGUCACCAGUUACUUCUGAACAGAAUACACAGGAGGGAAUAACAUCUUCCUCUAAGCAGACAACUCUGAAUGAUGUAACGGGAACGGACCACAGCCAUUCCUCACUGCAUUCAACUGCAGAGACACCUAGCACAGAUACCGAGAAGUCAGCUCUUAAAGUGAGCACUGUGAUUCUGGAUAGCAGCACAGUGGCACCAAGUGCAACAUCCCAUUUCCCCACAAAUAUUCCUCCUCAGACAGAGGUUUCUCAAAUCACUGGCACUAGUAAUACUGUUCCAAACACAGUACCCAUGGGCAGCACAAGUAGCGAUACAACUGAUACAGAAUCCAACACCCCACCUGCCUUCACAGACAAAGUCUCCUCUACUGCGUCUGUAGCUUCUGAAGUGGGUGAUAAAAGUACAGCUUUUGUAGGAACCAAUCCAAUGAGUCACCUAAGCACUACAGCAGAGACCCCAGCAGAAAUAUCUUCCAACAGUCCAGCCACAACUGGAUUCUCCAAAGAAACAACUCCGCCUUUGUCAACAACAAGCACAAGGGAUGGCACAGCUACUUUAAACCCCUUAGCAACAGAAUCCAGCACCUCUUCUUCCUCCUCACCUGUAUCAGAGAGUGCUUCUCAGGCAAGCGAGCAAACUGCUCCUAUCGGUGUCAGUGGGCAUGGCUCUACUGCCCCAAGUAACGCACGCACUGAAGAAACAUCCUCUACUCCUUCUGCGACUGUCACGGAAUCCAGUUUGGGCAUUACAUCCACCAAACGUGCAUUGUCACCAGUCACCUCAGAACAGAAUACACAGGAGGGCAUAACAUCUUCCUCUAACCAGACAACUCUGAAUGAUGUAACGGGAACGGACCUCAGCCAUUCCUCACUGCAUUCAACUGCAGAGACACCCAGCUCAGAUACCGAGAAGUCGGCUCUUCCGGUGAGCACUGUGAUUCUGGAUAGCAGCACAGUGGCACCAAGUGCAACAUCCCAUUUCACCACAAAUAUUCCUCCUCAGACAGAGGUUUCUCAAAUCACUGGCACUAGUAAUACUGUUCCAAACACAGUACCCAUGGGCAGCACAAGUAGCGAUACAACUGAUACAGAAUCCAACACCCCACCUGCCUUCACAGACAAAGUCUCCUCUACUGCGUCUGUAGCUUCUGAAGUGGGUGAUAAAAGUACAGCUUUUGUAGGAACCAAUCCAAUGAGUCACCUAAGCACUACAGCAGAGACCCCAGCAGAAAUAUCUUCCAACAGUCCAGCCACAACUGGAUUCUCCAAAGAAACAACUCCGCCUUUGUCAACAACAAGCACAAGGGAUGGCACAGCUACUUUAAACCCCUUAGCAACAGAAUCCAGCACCUCUUCUUCCUCCUCACCUGUAUCAGAGAGUGCUUCUCAGGCAAGCGAGCAAACUACUCCUAUCGGUGUCAGUGGGCAUGGCUCUACUGCCCCAAGUAACGCACGCACUGAAGAAACAUCCUCUACUCCUUCUGCGACUGUCACGGAAUCCAGCCUGGGCAUUACAUCCACCAAAGGUGCAUUGUCACCAGUUACUUCUGAACAGAAUACACAGGAGGGAAUAACAUCUUCCUCUAAGCAGACAACUCUGAAUGAUGUAACGGCAACGGACCACAGCCAUUCCUCACUGCAUUCAACUGCAGAGACACCCAGCACAGAUACCGAGAAGUCAGCUCUUCCAGUGAGCACUGUGAUUCUGGAUAGCAGCACAGUGGCACCAAGUGCAACAUCCCAUUUCACCACAAAUAUUCCUCCUCAGACAGAGGUUUCUCAAAUCACUGGCACUAGUAAUACUGUUCCAAACACAGUACCCAUGGGCAGCACAAGUAGCGAUACCACUGAUACAGAAUCCAACACCCCACCUGCCUUCACAGACAAAGUCUCCUCUACUGCGUCUGUAGCUUCUGAAGUGGGUGAUAAAAGUACAGCUUUUGUAGGAACCAAUCCAAUGAGUCACCUAAGCACUACAGCAGAGACCCUAGCAGAAAUAUCUUCCAACAGUCCAGCCACCACUGGAUUCUCCAAAGAAACAACUCCGCCUUUGUCAACAACAAGCACAAGGGAUGGCACAGCUACUUUAAACCCCUUAGCAACAGAAUCCAGCACCUCUUCUUCCUCCUCACCUGUAUCAGAGAGUGCUUCUCAGGCAAGUGAGCAAACUGCUUCUAUCGGUGUCAGUGGGCAUGGCUCUACUGCCCCAAGUAACGCACGCACUGAAGAAACAUCCUCUACUCCUUCUGCGACUGUCACGGAAUCCAGCCUGGGCAUUACAUCCACCAAAGGUGCAUUGUCACCAGUUACUUCUGAACAGAAUACACAGGAGGGAAUAACAUCUUCCUCUAAGCAGACAACUCUGAAUGAUGUAACGGCAACGGACCACAGCCAUUCCUCACUGCAUUCAACUGCAGAGACACCCAGCACAGAUACCGAGAAGUCGGCUCUUCCAGUGAGCACUGUGAUUUUGGAUAGCAGCACAGUGGCACCAAGUGCAACAUCCCAUUUCCCCACAAAUAUUCCUCCUCAGACAGAGGUUUCUCAAAUCACUGGCACUAGUAAUACUGUUCCAAACACAGUACCCAUGGGCAGCACAAGUAGCGAUACAACUGAUACAGAAUCCAACACCCCACCUGCCUUCACAGACAAAGUCUCCUCUACUGCGUCUGUAGCUUCUGAAGUGGGUGAUAAAAGUACAGCUUUUGUAGGAACCAAUCCAAUGAGUCACCUAAGCACUACAGCAGAGACCCCAGCAGAAAUAUCUUCCAACAGUCCAGCCACAACUGGAUUCUCCAAAGAAACAACUCCGCCUUUGUCAACAACAAGCACAAGGGAUGGCACAGCUACUUUAAACCCCUUAGCAACAGAAUCCAGCACCUCUUCUUCCUCCUCACCUGUAUCAGAGAGUGCUUCUCAGGCAAGCGAGCAAACUGCUCCUAUCGGUGUCAGUGGGCAUGGCUCUACUGCCCCAAGUAACGCACGCACUGAAGAAACAUCCUCUACUCCUUCUGCGACUGUCACGGAAUCCAGUUUGGGCAUUACAUCCACCAAAGGUGCAUUGUCACCAGUCACCUCAGAACAGAAUACACAGGAGGGCAUAACAUCUUCCUCUAACCAGACAACUCUGAAUGAUGUAACGGGAACGGACCUCAGCCAUUCCUCACUGCAUUCAACUGCAGAGACACCCAGCACAGAUACCGAGAAGUCAGCUCUUCCAGUGAGCACUGUGAUUCUGGAUAGCAGCACAGUGGCACCAAGUGCAACAUCCCAUUUCACCACAAAUAUUCCUCCUCAGACAGAGGUUUCUCAAAUCACUGGCACUAGUAAUACUGUUCCAAACACAGUACCCAUGGGCAGCACAAGUAGCGAUACAACUGAUACAGAAUCCGACACCCCACCUGCCUUCACAGACAAAGUCUCCUCUACUGCGUCUGUAGCUUCUGAAGUGGGUGAUAAAAGUACAGCUUUUGUAGGAACCAAUCCAAUGAGUCACCUAAGCACUACAGCAGAGACCCCAGCAGAAAUAUCUUCCAACAGUCCAGCCACAACUGGAUUCUCCAAAGAAACAACUCCGCCUUUGUCAACAACAAGCACAAGGGAUGGCACAGCUACUUUAAACCCCUUAGCAACAGAAUCCAGCACCUCUUCUUCCUCCUCACCUGUAUCAGAGAGUGCUUCUCAGGCAAGCGAGCAAACUGCUCCUAUCGGUGUCAGUGGGCAUGGCUCUACUGCCCCAAGUAAUGCACGCACUGAAGAAACAUCCUCUACUCCUUCUGCGACUGUCACGGAAUCCAGUUUGGGCAUUACAUCCACCAAAGGUGCAUUGUCACCAGUCACCUCAGAACAGAAUACACAGGAGGGCAUAACAUCUUCCUCUAACCAGACAACUCUGAAUGAUGUAACGGGAACGGACCUCAGCCAUUCCUCACUGCAUUCAACUGCAGAGACACCCAGCACAGAUACCGAGAAGUCGGCUCUUCCGGUGAGCACUGUGAUUCUGGAUAGCAGCACAGUGGCCCCAACUGCAACAUCCCGUUUCACCACAAAUAUUCCUCCUCAGACAGAGGUUUCUCAAAUCACUGGCACUAGUAAUACUGUUCCAAACACAGUACCCAUGGGCAGCACAAGUAACGAUACAACUGAUACGGAAUCUAACACCCCAUCUGCCUUCACAGACAAAGUCUCCUCUACUGCAUCUGUAGCUUCUGAAGUGGCUGAUAAAAGUACAGCUUUUGUAGGAACCAAUCCAAUGACUCAUCUAAGCACUAUGGCUCACACUCCAGCAGAAAUAUCUUCCACAACUAUAUUCUCUUCUGCCCUCACUGGUUUAGGCACUUCAUUUUCAUUAACAUCUGUAACUUCAUCUGAAUCUAAUUCUAUUUCAAAUACUGUCCAAAUUUCUACACUUACUGACAUGAUAAAUGCCAGUGAAACCGUUACGAUGUCCUCCACAACACCUAAAUCUGUCAUACCUAUCACUGUUCUGAACACUACAAUAUCUCAGAUUUCUUCUACUUUUUCCACACCCAACAUAGCUGUUUCCCCACCAACUACAGCCACAACAAUAAUUUCUGCUAGUCCCACAAAGACAUCAUUAACUAGCAGAUCCACAGUUAUUGUUGCUACAAUUGUAACAGCAGGAGAUACUUCCUCGAAGAAUACAAAGCCCACAGUUAGAAUUACUGCACCUGAAGCUGGCACUGUUUCAUCUAUGACACAAAAAACAUUACCACAAGGAACUUGCACUUCACUUAUUUUUUCCAUUCAACUUGAGAAAGUAACCAGUGAAGUGAUACAAUUGAAUUGGACACCUCAAGGUGGGACAAGAGAUAGCCCUUACACUGUGUAUCUGUUGAGGGAUAACAUGGUGAGGAAUAAGAGCACUACGAACGAAACACGGAUAGCAUUUGGAGAUCUAGUUCCUGGUUAUGAAUAUAUAAUAUCUGUGGAAGUUUUAACUUGUGCUAAGAAGAUCAAUACUUCAAAGAGAGUUCGCACAGAAGCUAAAACAUUUGACGGAAAAACCAGGAUUACAAAUGAAAAUUUCAAACCUGAGUAUAACAACAAAUCAAGUGAAGAAUUUAAGGAUUUUGAAAAGAAGUUCAUUGGGGAGAUAAGAAAAAACUUGCCACCUGAGAUGCAAAGGUUACUAGACGAAGGAAAAAUGCGUAUAGUAAUCAACAAUCUUAGAAGUGGCAGCAUAUUUGUGGACUUUAUGAUUGUUUUGGAUGUAGGAGAAAAUGUAACAAAAACAGAGCUCACAACUGCUUUUACAGAGGCCUUUAACAACAGUACAGAAUUUCAAACGGACCGCAACAGUACACUUAUAGAAGAAACAAAUAGUUGUGAGACGGGAUUAGAUGACUGUUCUGAACAUGCCACAUGCCACGCUAGUGGGCCAUCUUAUUCCUGUCAGUGUCAGUCUGGAUUCACAGACUUCAGUCCCAGUGUACCUGGGAGAGAUUGCCGAGAACCAGCUGGAGAGCCUGUGACAAUUGCACCAUCAAGACAGCCAUCUACAUCAAAGCCAUCUGUUGAAAGCAUUAGCCCCACACAAAAAUCUGAAACUGCACCUGCAACUUCUAUAAACACAACAGUUCCAUUACCAAUGCUGAGUCCACAAUCUACAUCACUCAUAUAUCCAACCACAGACACAAUAGCAACUACAGAGACACAUUUUUCAACACCUGCCACCACUGAAACACAUGUAACUUUGCCAGUAUCUUCAUCAGUAGCUACAAUAUCCACAUAUACAUAUUCGGUAAAUAAUACAUCCUUGGAAACUACCCACUUAGGAACUAUUGCUACGGAGUCCACUGCAGCUCCCGUGUCCAAUGCAGUGCUAACAAAUGGCACUUCUAGGCCUUCUUCUACUAUGGACACUAAUGAUAUAUCUACAGCUCCUUCCACAAGUACUCUUCUGGAUGCCACAAAAACACCUUCACCUGUUUCCAGCACACAAAAAUCCUUAUCGCCUACGGCUUCUUCCACAGAGAGAAUUUCUACAGGGUCAUCAAAUAUAUCAUCUGCUGAUACUUCCAGAGCAACUCUGACUACUCCCUUAGGAACGAUUGUGACGCAGUCCACUGCAGCUCCUGUGUCUAAUGCAGUGCUAACAAAUGGCACUUCUAGGCCUUCUUCUACUAUGGACACUAAUGAUAUAUCUACAGCUCCUUCCACAAGUACUCUUCCAGAUGCCACAAAGACAUCUUCUCCUGUUUCCACCACACAAAUAUCCUUAUCGUCUACAGCUUAUUCCACAGAAAGAAUUUCUACAGGUUCAUCAGGUACCUCAUCUACUCAUACGACCAGAGUAACUAUGAUUGUGGAACCCAGCACUACUUCUGGGAGUUCAACCACAAAAAUGCCAACAACAUUUUCUACAAUCCCUGUGACAUCUCCAUACAGGUCUACGAUUUCAACAUCUCCAGAGACUUUCAACAGGACGACAAGGUCUACAGUUAUAGUUACAGGGUCUACAACAAAUCCUAUUUUAACUACCACAUCAGGAGCUUGCACUUCACUUGAUUUUUCCAUACAACUUGAGACUGUAACCAGUGAUAUGAUACAAUUCAAUUGGACACCACAAGGUGGCGGUAUAGCUUAUACAGCUUCUCUGUUGGGAGAUGAAGAGGUGAAAAAAACCACUACAUAUAAAACAAGCAUAGCAUAUGAACAUUUGCUUCCCGGCCAGGAAUAUAUAAUAUCUGUGGAGGUUUUAACCUGUGGUAAGAAGACCAAUACUUCAAUGACGGUUCAGACAGCAUCCAAAAACUUCAAAGGACAAACCAGGUUGAUAGAUAAAGUGUUCAACCCUCAGUACAGAAACAAAUCAAGUACAGCAUUUAAAGACUUUGAAAAGAAUUUCACUGACGAGAUAGGGGAAAAAUUGACAGGCGAGUUCAAAAACUUAUUUGACAUGCGGAAAUUGCGUAUAGUAAUUGACAAUCUUAGCAAUGGCAGUGUGACUGUGCUCUUCAACAUGGUGAUGCCUGUGCAACAAAACUUAACACAAACAACGGUCUUCGAUGCUUUAAUAAAAGCCCUGAACAAAAGCGCUCUGGGGCGAGUGGACUUCAACAGCACUUUUAUAGAAGCGGGAAACAGCUGUGAAACAGGAUCAAAAAUCUGUUCUGAACAUGCCUCAUGCAUCCGUGAAGAGGCAACUUAUUCCUGUAAGUGUAAGGAUGGAUUCUAUGACCACAGUCCCCGUGUACCAGGGAGAGAUUGCCAAGACAUAAAUGAAUGUGCUACUAACACGUCAUCAUGUUCACGCUUGGCCACAUGCAACAACACUGUAGGAAGUUAUGAAUGUAACUGUAAUCCAGGAAUAAAAGAUGGGAAUCCAACAAAUCCUGGAAGACAAUGUAAAGACCCUGUUCUCUGCUUCAGCAGUGCUAACCGUUGCUCAACACAAAAUAAUGACUGUCUUGACUCCAAAAAUCGGAUAUGCUCAAGUAAACAAGCUUUUGCUUGUGAAAUUUUGUUCAAAAACUUGGUGUUUGGUCCUGAACUUUAUAACUCUGAAAGUCAAAGGUAUCAGAAUUUGUCCCAAAGCAUCACAACAGACGUUGUUAAACAAAUGCGAAUUAGUCUGAGAGAUGACAGCUUUGAUAUCAUAGUGGUUGGAUUCAGACCUGGGAGUGUGAUCGCCUAUUUCGUUUCUCUACUACAAGGACAACAGUCCAUUGACGCAAAUACUCUUCAAGCAAAUUUAAGUAAAAUAGUAAAGAAUGUGUUUGGUAAUGAAACUGAAGUAACAGUACAAUCAAUCCCAACAUCUGAAACAAAUCUGGCCUGGAAAACAGCGGUGAUUGUCCUUGGAGUUCUACUUGGAGUUGCAUUAAUACUUGCUAUGCUGAUACUGGCAGUGUGCCUUUGGAUGAGGUCUACAGCUGGUGAAUAUUGGCUUGAACCUAAAGGACUCAUGGGAAAUUUUGCCUACCAUUACUUAUAAGCCUUCACUUUGACUUAGAAAUGAUUUCACUCACUACCUUAAAAUAGAUUUAAUAGAGAGAUUUUAAUGUAUCUUUUUAUCUGAAGUACUUACAUGACACUCCGUGCCCCCCAUUACAGUUGUACCUGAGUGCCUCACAAUCUUUAAUGUAUUUAUCUUCACAACAGCUUUGUGAGGUAGGGAAGUGCUAUUAUCCUCAUUUUAUUAAGGAGGAACUGAGCCACAGAGAGACUAAGUGACCUACCCUGAGAAGUCUGUGGCAGAGCUCGGAGUUCCAUGCUAGUGACCCAAGGAAAUGAAAUGGCCAUAAAUGGCAGUUAUAGAUUAGAUAUGUGGUGUUAGAGUUAUAAACAAAAAAGAGUUGAUGCUUCUACAGAAAUCACCAGCAACAUUUCCAUUGUCUUAAAUGGGAACAUGAUGAAGCCCACUAUUAUGGUCCAUAUUUUGCUCUUGGAAGUACUUAACUUCAAGGAGAGCUGUAUAUAUGCAUCUAAUGGCAGAACUUGACUCUUUGUGUGCCUGUGUGUUUACUACAUUCAUUUAGUUUUAACCCAUCACAUAAAUUCACUAUACAAAGUGUGGCUUGGCAUGUACCUACAUGUCUUACGCACAUCACAAAUGAACUUAUACAUAUGAAUACUCUACACAACUCCAUGAUUAUCUUCUUUCGUUUUGACCAAUGAGCACAGUUUGCAAUAAACAAAUAAAAUCUUUAUAAAGUAUGUUGACUUUAAAUACACAUGUAUGUGUGAUCUAAAAAGAAACUGCCAAAUGUAAAAUUUUAACAUACCACUGAAAGGGAAGGAAGAUGAUCUGGGGAGGAACAGAUUAACUCAUUUUUACCAAUUAGAAAUGAUUAGACAAAAAUCUGACAUAUAAUCUCAUUUCACUUUUGCCUGAUCCAAAGCCCAUUGAAGUCAAUGGAAAGACUCAGGGAUUUCACUAGGCAUUAAAUCAGACCCUGUAUAUUUUAUAAUCAUAAAAUAUUUUACAGAGUUUUCCUUAUCUUCAUCACACCUAGACUGUAAACUCUUUGGAACAGGACCUGUUUACAUUUUUUGUGUAUUUUACAGCACUGAGCAUACUAAUAAAUAGUAAUAAUAAUUA